GGAUCCAACCAUUGGCUAGCGAGACUUCCUGGGAUUUUGGCGGUGGAGUAAACAUGGCGGAAUAUUUAAAAGCAGGGUGCCAAGUUGUAUGUAAAGUGACAACGAGCCAGUUGCAGACACUCUGUCGUCAUGAAGGGAUUGUGUGCUUGGAUCUGGGGGUCAACAGGAGACAAAUGCACGACUUCGAAGUGGAGUACCUAUGUGACUACAAGAGGACACUUGUUCCUGGUAGGAAGACAACCAAUGCCACAGGAGUACCAAAGGAGCAAGAGUUCUACCUGGUUAAAUGGAAGGGUUACCCAGAUCACAUGAACACCUGGGAACCGAGGAAAAACCUGCGGUGUGUGGAGCUCCUACGUCAGUUCUGGGACGAUGUCUUCCUGGAACUGCAGAGACAGAAAAAGACUGUAGUCCCCAACCGGUUUGAAACAGAGCUGUCCUCUUACCUGGAGCAGAGGGCCAGGCAUAGGCAGAGCCUGCAGAGGUGGGAGGCCCAGAUCAACAGUGUCGGAGGCCUCAACAAACGCAUCCUGGUCCGCAACCGUGUGGACCUGGAGGGCCCUCCGAAGAACUUUACCUACAUCAACAACUACAAGGUGGGUGAGGGCAUUUCGAUGACGACGAUGGCAGUGGGGUGCGAGUGCACCAACUGUUUGGAGAACCCUGUGGGUGGUUGCUGCUCAGGAAUAUCGGGACAUGGCUUUGCCUACAACGAGUGUGGGCAGGUGAAGGUUAAGCCUGGGGAGCCCAUCUAUGAAUGCAACAAUAAGUGUCGCUGUGGACCAGACUGCCCCAACAGAGUGGUACAGAGAGGGAUCCAGCAUACCCUCUGCAUCUUCAAAACAGACAACGGGCGGGGGUGGGGAGUACGCACCUCUGAGCGUAUCAGAAGGCAUUCCUUCGUCAUGGAGUAUGUCGGAGAGAUCAUCACUACAGAGGAGGCAGAGAGGCGGGGUCAGGUCUAUGACAGACAGGGUGCAACGUACCUGUUUGACCUGGACUAUGUGGAGGAUGAGUACACCGUUGAUGCUGCUCACUAUGGAAAUGUCUCCCACUUCGUCAACCACAGUUGCAACCCUAACCUGCAGGUGUAUAACGUAUUCAUUGACAACCUGGAUGAGCGACUGCCACGCCUGGCUUUCUUCUCAAACCGUGGUAUCAGCGCUGGGGAGGAGCUCACCUUCGACUACAAUAUGCAGAUUGAUCCAAUAGAUGAGGAGAGUACAAAGAUGGACUCCAAUUUCAGCAUGACUGGAUCACCCAAAAAGGUUCACAUGAUUGGAUCACCCAAAAAGGCUCCUCUCAUGAUUGGAUCACCCAAAAAGGCUCCUCUCAUGAUUGGAUCACCCAAAAAGGCUCCUCUCGUGAUUGGAUCACCCAAAAAGGCUCCUCUCGUGAUUGGAUCACCCAAAAAGGCUCCUCUCAUGAUUGGAUCACCCAAAAAGGCUCCUCUCAUGAUUGGAUCACCCAAAAAGGCUCCUCUCGUGAUUGGAUCACCCAAAAAGGCUCCUCUCAUGAUUGGAUCACCCAAAAAGGCUCCUCUCGUGAUUGGAUCACCCAAAAAGGCUCCUCUCAUGAUUGGAUCACCCAAAAAGGCUCCUCUCAUGAUUGGAUCACCCAAAAAGCGAGCGCGCAUGGAGUGCAAGUGUGGGACAGACAAUUGCAGGGGGUACUUGUUUUAGGGGUUCGGCAAGGACAAAUUAUACAUUUUGCUUUGUUCCAGAAUUGCCAUCAUGACAAUUCAACUUUAUUUCUGGCAUUUUAAAUGUAUGCUAUGGUGUCUGUGAAUAUUUUGCCCUAUUUCAUCAUAAACUAGUGUUUGGGGCAUCAUGUUGUUGUAUUUUACCCCCUUUUUUGAUCUUGUCUCAUCGCUGCAACUCCCCAACGGUCUCGGGAGGCGAAGG
Coregonus clupeaformis (lake whitefish) is the source of this 1904-nucleotide messenger RNA. RefSeq names its product histone-lysine N-methyltransferase SUV39H1-like. Lineage: Eukaryota; Metazoa; Chordata; Actinopteri; Salmoniformes; Salmonidae. Gene Ontology annotation, molecular function: protein binding; histone H3K9 methyltransferase activity; zinc ion binding. The record is from RefSeq and is a predicted model, not a curated record. Gene Ontology annotation, cellular component: nucleus. The transcript is spliced from 7 exons. The coding region runs from base 54 to 1682 and encodes 542 amino acids.